This is a messenger RNA of Nymphaea colorata (pocket water lily), 856 nucleotides long. RefSeq lists its product as uncharacterized. The record is from RefSeq and is a predicted model, not a curated record. The transcript is spliced from 8 exons. Bases 151 to 525 code for a protein of 124 amino acids. NCBI's taxonomy places the organism in Eukaryota, Viridiplantae, Streptophyta, Magnoliopsida, Nymphaeales, Nymphaeaceae. Gene Ontology annotation, biological process: proteasome assembly.
GCGGGACUGAAUCGGCCAAUACAGGUUCCAUACCGUUGGGCUUUAAGCCCCAACUUUAAUCUCACAACCUAAAAUACCCGAACUCACUCUCUCUCUUUCUCUCUCUACUUUACUGAUUGGUCGGUCGAAACCAGAUUUUGGUGGAAGUCGAUGGAUCUUCAAGGUGUUCAUUUUCCAGUUCCUCAUAGGGAGGUUACAGUUGAUAUUAAGGGAAUCAGAACUGACAUAAUUAUCUGCAGAUAUGAGGAUCAUUAUAUGGUGAUAGUGACACAGAUUGGAAGCAUGGGAACAAUACUGCAUGCAAGGAAAGAAGAAGGUGUUACCAUCAAUCCAACAUUUAACGUGUCUGUAAUAUUUGGGAAGAGAGAUGAGCCAAUGAUGGUGGCAUGUGCACGUCAGCUUAUUGAGAAUAUAAGUAAGUCUGGUUCAUCAAGGCCCUUGUUGUUAUCUCUUGGACUCAAGGACCAUUCAUCGGAGACCAUGAAAAAUAUCGUAUCUGUUGUGACUGACAACAGGCUCUGGUAGCAGGUGUGGUGCAUCUGGCGCAGAGUUAGUAUUUCCUCAUCAAAGCUGUGCAAGAAUUUAGUCAUGUUACUCGCAAUUGUCACAAUCAAUCAAGGGUUGUACAUCCUUGUCCAGUUCUCCUUUCAACACCUCAUAUGCCCUGUUGAAAUCAAUUUUACAAGUGUAAGACGCAGAAAUUUUGUGCACUUCAUUCAUCCACCUUCUGAGUAAGGCAUAUUAUUGGUGUUCAUUUCUAACCCAAGUUUUUUGGAUCUUCCACCUUGCAUAAAAUUUCCAGAUCAUCGUGUUCCCCUGCUACAUUGAUCUUAAGGCUGUACAAGUUUUGUCUUUA